Molecule: messenger RNA, 5406 nt
Organism: Artibeus jamaicensis (Jamaican fruit-eating bat)
Lineage: Eukaryota; Metazoa; Chordata; Mammalia; Chiroptera; Phyllostomidae
Gene: GINS2
Product: GINS complex subunit 2
Exons: 5
Coding region: 109-666 (185 amino acids)
Biological process (GO): double-strand break repair via break-induced replication; DNA replication
Cellular component (GO): nucleus; GINS complex
Source: RefSeq, a predicted model, not a curated record
UGGGGUGGACUCCGCGCGGUGGCGGGAAAGCUGUAGUUGCGUAUCCCCAUCUGGGAAGUAGGAGAGCCGGAGGCCGCGACGAGUCAGGGGCAGACUACUUGCACCUCCAUGGAUGCGGCCGAGGUGGAGUUCCUGGCCGAGAAGGAGCUGGUGACUAUUAUCCCGAACUUCAGUCUGGAUAAGAUCUACCUCAUUGGGGGUGAUCUGGGUCCCUUUAACCCUGGCUUACCAGUGCAAGUGCCUCUGUGGCUGGCGAUUAACCUGAAACAAAGACAGAAGUGUCGGUUGCUCCCUCCGGAGUGGAUGGAUGUGGAAAAGUUGGAGAAGAUUAGGGACCAUGAACGAAUGGAAGAAACCUUUACCCCUAUGCCCAGCCCUUACUACAUGGAACUGACCAAACUGCUGUUAAAUCAUGCUUCAGACAACAUCCCCAAAGCAGAUGAGAUCCGCACCCUGAUCAAAGAUGUGUGGGACACUCGCAUAGCCAAACUCCGGGUGUCUGCGGACAGCUUUGUGAGGCAGCAGGAGGCACACGCCAAGCUGGAUAACUUGACUUUGAUGGAGAUCAACACCAGUGGGGCUUUCCUCACACAGGCGCUCAAUCACAUGUACAAACUCCGCACAAACCUGCAGCCUUCUGAGAGUGCCCAGUCUCAGGACUUCUAGAGAAGGAACUGAUUUAUAAAGGCCUCGUCUCUGCUGGCAGGAGGCUUGCUGGGGGUGUGAGUGCUCAGGACAUGCUAGAAGUACUCAUAGUUCUGGAUGUCUAAAGCCAUUUUUGAAUGUAAGAAAAACGUGUAAUGAAGCAAGGACUGGAUUCCUAACCUGGUUGGAAAGGAACAGGUUGCACGUAGUCCUGGACAGUCUUGAAUUCCAUAUCUGUCUCCAGAAGCCAGCUAUUCUUAUGGGGGAAAGAAAAAGCUUUGACGAACAAGCUGAUCUCCCCAGCAGUCUCAGGUCUCCUGCCUGGAACUGCUGUGUGGGAGCGUGUUCAGUGAUGUCAGGUGUUGUUUUGAAAAGACAGGUAUUCAAGUGGUUAUGUGGCCCUAGGACUUUUUUCUUUCUUGAUACCAAUAUCAUGGGCUAAAAUUAAGAGUAUAGAGAUUGCUCACACAGGGAAGGCUGGCAGGUGAGUGGCUUGUGAUGCCGACUGGUGUUGAUCAUUUAAGCUCAGAUACACAAUAAAGAUGGAAUCAACCCAGUCUCUUGGUUUUUCCCCCUGCUUAACUACCAAGCAGGAGCAAACCAUGUGGCUAAAAUGAUCUAAUAGACCAAACUGAGGUGUGCAGCAGGCAAUCGUAAACGUUAAAUACUCGUCUCUUGUUCUCAUGGCUACUUCUGGCUAAGGUUUAAAGGGCUGCUUAUCCAGGAAAGGGGAAAGCAGUGAAAAAACUAACUCCGUGUUACUGAGUGCUUGAGUGAAGCUGAAGAUGACGCUAGGAAGCCAAGUUGGGUCUGUAAUGCCACUGUUGAUGGAUUUCAGGGGAAGACUCUGUCUUAAGUAGCAGAGGUUCAAGAGUAAAUUCUUUUUUACUCUGAGAAAAAUUCAGUUGUACCAUUUUGCAACUACUAAAUUCCACAUAGAAAUUAUAUUACCAUGAGAGAGGAAAAUGAUUGUCUAGAGCAGCGAUUUUUAACCUUUUUCAUCUCAUGACAUAUAUAAACUACUAAAAUUCUGUGGCACACCAAAAAAACUUUUUUUGCCAAUCUGACAAAAAAAUAAAUGUAAUUUUUUAAUUCACAGUGGACGGCCAUUGUAAUUUAUUUUGACUAAGGGGGAAAGCAGUGCCCCUGACUGAGUAGUUAGGUAUUGCAUGUUUUAAAACUUCUUGCGGUGCAUGGGUUGAAAAUCGCUGGUCUGGAGUCAUGCAGUGAGUGGAAGGUUCUGCAGCCUGCAGAUUUUCAACUGCAGCAUUGUGGCAGGAGAAGUAGCAUGCUACCUCCAGGGCUUUUUGAAGAGUGUACGUGCAUGACUGACUAAGCCUGCAGAGUCCCUGCUGGUAUUUGCCCUUCGGUGUUGCAAGUCCAAACUUACGUUACUCAAGCAGUUUCUCCGUUCCAAAUUGGUACCCAGCUAGGUGUCCUUUCAACAAGCAGCUGACGGUUAUUUGAACAGUGAAGGGCCAGACAUGAAGGGAUUAGGACACAGAAGACCUUGUUUCUGUCAUUUAAGGUGACCGUUUAGAGGGUUGGGUUGCUCUCAGAUGGCAGAAUUGCCUUUUCUUCUCAUUCUUAACUCAGCAUUCUUCCGAUUUCAUCUGGGGAAUCUUCUAGAACGAAACCCCAUUACUGUGGAGGGUCAGGAGUCCCGGUCCUGUGCACCUCAGAUCUCGCCCCUUGAUACCUUUCUCUUAAACCCAAAUUACAGGCUGAAUCGGUCUUCACAUUUUGCCUAUAAAGCUAUAUAGCUGUUGAGCUUUUCUUUCUUUUAGAUUUGGCCUUGUAUUUUAUGACAUAAAAAAGAUUUUCCUCUUAACAUGAUUUAGGAAGAUUUUAUUUUUUUGGAUGUUGUCAGAAAUUACAGCAAUAUAUUCAUAAAUACCUAAUUACUACAUUCAACAAAUAAUAUUACAAUACAAUUAAUUCAAACAAGUACACUUAGAACAGGUUUAAUUUCACAGCAUCUAAACUGCCCCCAGAGUGACCGAGGCACCGCUCCUCCUCCCUCCCGUGUACUGGUUCACUGUUCUAGCGAUUAAGCACAGGGCACAGACACAGUAACACAACCAAUUAGCAUGGUCUUCCUCAGGCCAAGGCAGAGUUAAGGAGUUUAAGUUAAGUGCUGGAUCAAAAGGUUGGGGACAGGCUACUGCAAGCAGUAAGAAAGUCAUUAGCUUGGUUACUUGAGAGUAUGGGGAUCGCUGCUAAAUGGCUAAUAUACACUUAUUUAAGAGAGAAUCGGCUUGUGCUGACCAUCUCCAUCUUGUGGUGGGUCCUUGGAAUUUUCCAUCCUUAAAAAAACCACGACUCAGGGAAAGGGAGUAUCUUGACGUAAUUUUUGAGAUUUGGCAGCAUUGAGAAAAACCCAUCCCAUGUACAAAUUUAAGGCUUCCUGUGUUAUAAUUCUGCUGGAGUAUGGGCUCCUUUGAAGGAUGUUAAUGCUAAUUUAGUGUUGUAUUUCCUUGAGAAUAUACAGACUAAACUGCUGGAAAUCCUAUGUUGGUCACUUAUCUUAAAGAGUGGAUUGAAUCAUGUCGUUUCCUCACAUCAUCAGUUUGGCUCUGAUCGCAUGUGCAGUAGUGCCAAGUAUAGGGAAAAGCUCUGGUUUGCUUCCAGUCAUCUGACCAAGUGUGGAGCGACAUGGAGAUGCCCCUGACAAGUUUAGUGAGACCCCUCAGAGGACAGGGCAGCCACCUCCUCUAGGUGCUGCAGGAAGCACGAAAAGUGACAUUGGACUGAGGUCUUCAUGAAACACUGACAGAGGCUGUGAAAUUGGCUAGACCAAGUUUGUCAGUAUUUAAGCCUAAACUGCAAAGAAACUUAGGUAUCAAAAACACUUUACCUUUUUUAGUUUAUUUGUGCUGCCUUUUGUGGUUUCUGUUUAUGUUCUGAUUGUCGUACUGAGCCCAAGGCUAUCCUAAGAUCUCCAGAGACAGGUGGGAGUUUGGGGCAGUGGAAUGACAGAAGCUGAAGUGCAGGGUGAGUGUGGUGUUUCCAAUGGGAAGGAGGAAAUGCAGUCGUGAGUAGCUCAGUCACACAUCUUCCACCCCUGGGGAGAGACUGCCCUUGUCCCACACGCCACGACCUCUUACCCUAACAAUUAGACCCAGCCAAGGGAGCUCCCCUUGGCUGAAGGGAUGGGGCUGUGCUUUUCUUUCCCGUUAAGUUAUUAGAUCUAUUUUUUUCUUUUUUUACUUUAGCCAAGGCUAUUACCAAAGCUGAUCAGCAAAAGGACCGAGACAUUUUCUGUGACGGAGGAGGAGGACUAGGAGUGAAGUACUAAGAUGUAGCUCUUAAGCUUUCAGCCCAGAAACAGCAAGCAGAUUUUUCAAUAGAGAAAUUCAGUGAUAUUCUGCCCUGAUUGCUGGCAGUAGAGCUCCCUCUAAACACCUGUCCCCACCUGUGGAACACGUUGAUCUCUCAAUGCCUUUGUAGGGGAGGAGGCCCACAGAACAGCCCUUAGUUCUCGUCAAGUCGUUUCUGUGGCGAGGAAGGCGCUUGUUGACUGCUGAUAAUACUGGCGGCACUUUUUGUCUGAGUUUGCUAAUAACUGGAAGAUUCUUGGCAGACAUACAAAGCAAACUGUGUGGGAACAGAUAAAGCGACACAAUGCCAUCUGCCAGCAAGCUGUUCUGCACAGCUAAAGGCUGAGGGUGUGGCCACUGAUCUCAGUGAGUAGCCUUCAUGAAGGUCAGCCAGCCCUUCCCCGGGUGAAGGGGAGGCGUGUUCAUGCUCAGGCCUCCUCCCCUUCCCCUCUCCCCAGGCAGACCAACCAUUGGCUGCUUUGGCCUCAGGUUCAAGCCCAUUCAGGCAAGAGAUACUUUCUUGAUCUAGAUUAAACCCUGCCUGAAUGAACAGUAACUGGGACAAGAGGGAAAAUUUUCCCCAUUGCUUUGCAUGGAUCUGAUUAUCCCAGUUCUAUCUGCUCCUGUGCUUGCCACAGUCAGCUCAAAAGGAGGAGUUCAGCUCAGACAUUGUUUAUCCUACUUUUAGGCUUUUACAAAGCUUUGCAUCUAAAUAAAGCCUCUAAAGUUUCUACUUUGCACCUGUUCUCGGACUGCUGUAAGACACCUUAGAAUGCUAUCACAGAAACUGCUCACUUCCUGAAAGGUUCUUUUACAAAAGCCCCAUAGCUGCAUGUGUGUGCACAGGCACCCGCCCAGUAUCUGUCUUGUUCACUGUAGACUAGCCCCUCCUCACUAACAGCAACUGGCUGUGACUGCUAUUUGCUGUCCAGAGCUGGGGGGAGGGGGCAGAGGAGGAGGUAAAGAAGUAAUGCAUGGCUUUCCACAUCAUUUUCUGGAGCAACUCAAAAAUGAAGUGAUCGCAUAGGCGCCAGUGGUAAGCUCUUUUACUUUUCUUCUUCUUUAAUUUUUAAAAACACUUCAAUAUUUAAUGUCCUGACCAGCAGCAGUACAGACACUAAAAGCAAGGUUUUUUUUUUGCCCAGAAAAACAAAAAAACAAACAAAACCCCCAAACAGGAAAACAAACAAACAAAAAUCCCCCCAAACCACAUUAAAAAUGGCAGGCUUUUUAUAACAAUAAUUAAAGUAAUAAAAACAUACAAAACUUUGUUUUUUAAUAUAUAUAUACACAGUACAAGGCUGAAGCACCUUUGACUUUUCUCUCAAAAUUUGUUUGUAUGAAAACACCCCCACUGCAGCAACAAUUUGGUGGGUGUGAAUAUAUGUAUACAUAGAGCUCUGUACAUUUCCCCCACGGAGUAAUAAAAAAGGUACCUUCA